Cladocopium goreaui is the source of this 3669-nucleotide messenger RNA. Lineage: Eukaryota; Dinophyceae; Suessiales; Symbiodiniaceae. The record is from the annotation of a GenBank genome assembly.
AUGGCCGCUUUGAUUACACCUGCGGCUUUGGAGGCCCUAACAACGGUCGCACAAGUUCGGGACUGGACAGGUCUUCCUGUCGCGUCCUGGACCGCGGUCGAUUCGGUCCUGGGUGGAGCAAACCAUCUGAGGAUUUUGGCGUUUCUGCCUUCCACUACUUGGCAGCAAGUUGUUCAAGCUGCACGGGUGCCUGUUCCGGCCCAAGGGGAGCCUGGAGAUGACGGCCACGUGCCCGCCACGGAGCGGGAAUUGACAGCCGUUGAACGCACCCAGGUGGGGCUGAUGGCGCAGCUAUCACAGAUGAAACUGGGACGAAACCCAGUAGAUCCCUUCUCGGAGCCGCUGCUACAUGCGGCAGGUGGCGGAGCACCCGCACCAGCCGGUGCCACGGGAGGAGCAAAUGCCGGGCACCCUGUUCGGAAGGUAAAGAACAAUCAGGUCCUGGACCAAGCGGACGAGGGCGAAGUGCCGGAGCUGACUCAGGUCACGAUCGACGAGCACUUCAAAAUUUUGCAGCGAGUCAAAGGAGGCCCGGUUCGCCCAGAAGCAGAGCCUUCUCCGGACCAAAUCUCCGCUAUGCGGGUUAGAGUCCUGGAACUAGGGUUGGCACCCUACGCCGACUUCGGCAUUUUUGUCAAUUAUCAAGGGCGCUUCUCCAGAACUCUCAAGUUCCUCAACCACGUGCUCCAGCCGGACGGUACCUUUCGGGCCGUGGAGGUGGCUGGACCGCCAAACUAUGACUCAUGGCUGUCGUCAUGGCGGGUGUACGAGAACACGCUGCUGAUGUUGGAGCACACGGUGGCACCCGGCACUACCGAAGCGGUCGUCACGGUCGCCGCUUUGGAAGAAUAUAAAGACGCCUUCCGGGAUCUGACCGUGCACUACCCGGAAUCCUGGCAUCUGCUGGUCACGGCAGAAGACCGCUGCCGCGCGGAACAUUUCGUCCGACUGAAAAGGGACCUAGACGAAAAGCACAGAAAGGGGCUGGCGCCAGACUACGAACCCAGCCAGCCAUGGAAUGGAGUCUUCCGCGUGGCAGCCCGGGACCGGGAGUAUUGGGAUCGCCAUGUGCGCGAGCCGGCCCUGCUCUUUCGCACGGCCGGAAAGCAUAAGGAGCAGCCGGGCGGAACCGGGUCCCUCACUGACUUGACCCAGGAAAAGCCCAAGCCGCGGGGCACAAGAAAGUCCCAAAAGGAGAGGCUCAAGGCCCAAUUGGCCAAGGACAGGGGCAACCGUCCACGGGAGGUACCGGAGACCCGACCGGCAAAGCGAAGGGCCGAGGGGCCAAGAGAGACAACAGAGGCCGGUACCUCACCGACAAGCAGGGCAAACCCAUCUGUUUCGGGUUUAACAACGGGGAAUGCAAAGGAAAUUGCCCUAAGCAAAUGGCACACGCAUGCCAGAUCUGUAUGGGGCCACACCCGGCCAAGGGAUGUGGCAAGGGGGCCACCCCCUGACCAGCCGGCCAACCCCGGGCUGAGAAGCCCGGUGCCCGGCCCGGUGCACAGCCUCACCCGGGACCGGAAAAAGAAGGGGGCAGCACAGGAGGACGGGACGGACCAUGACGAGGCGUAUCCGGGAGGCAUGCGCAAUCCCAGGAGAGCCGUCCGGGAGGCCCCUAGAUGGCAAGCUUGGGGAGCCAAAGCAUCAGCGGCGCUGGAUGAAGUGCUGGCCAACUCUCCCGAGGCAAUCGCCUUGGCAGAGGGCAUCGGUGCUGAAAUGACGCCGGAAGAGGCUUUGGAGGCCCAGGAAACAUUGCAGGCGCUGGGCAAGCGAGCCGCGCGUGCCCUAGCGGAAGCCACAGGAAAAGGAAAUGCAUGGGAGCCCACCGGCCCCACUGGAUGGAGAUGGGCGCUGGUCCAGGCCAUCACAGAAGGAGCAGGGGACAUGGACCACGACGUCGCGCGCUGGCUACAAGGGCGCACACCGCUAGGGAUCUCGGAACCCAUCGAGCCGCGCGGUAUCUUUCCGCCGGCUCAGCCUACGAAGGCGCAGCUGGAAAGUGCGGAGUACCUUGCUACGCGCGGGGAUGAGGUCACAGUCGAGAGAAACUACAAGUCCUUCCAUUUCCACGAGAAGGAGUCGUGUGUGGAGCUGGAUCGGCUGGUAAAGGAGGGACACCUGGAGAUCGUGGGCACCUGGGAGCAGGUGACGGCCAGGUGGCCCAAAGCCAGAGCCACCAAGCUGGCGACCCUGGUCAAGGAAAAGGGAGAUGGGAGCGUCAAGACCCGAUUCGUCGCAGAUAUGCGGCGGUCCGGAAUCAAUGGCCUCGCGUCAGCGAGCGAGCGAAUCGUACUCCCAAGAGCCUGUGACGUCGUGCGGGACGCACUCGACCUCCUGGAAGGCAACGCCGGCCUGGAAUUCUUCUCAGCCGAUUUUUCGGAUGCAUUCUUGAAUCUGGCCAUCGCCGAGAAAGAAAGGGGUUAUGCCGUUGUCCGAACAGCCAGUGGCGACUAUGCGGCAUAUAAGGGCGUGCCGUUUGGGCUCGCCACAGCACCCCUAGUGUGGGGGCGAACCGCAGCCUGGAUCGGACGGGCAACCCAAGCCCUUUCACAAGAGUGGCGAUCCCGCACACACAUCUAUGUAGAUGACCCCAUAUGCAUCGUGCGUGGGGACCGGGCAUCCCGAACCUUCGUCAUCGCUAAGGUUCUGGCAUUCUGGGCCGCCCUUGGAGCCCGGAUAGCCCUCCACAAGGCGGCACGCGGGCAAGCAGUUAAAUGGAUCGGGGCGGUUUUCACCGUAAUCCCCGGGGGCGUGCAGGUCGCCGUCGAUUCGGAGCGCAUUGCCCGGCUGCAGGACACGGUGCGUCAAGGCCUGGAGACAGCCGGCCUAGUCCAGGGCAUGCGCAGUUUGGCCGGGGAGCUGAGCUGGAUAGCCGGCAUAGUUCCGACCAUCAGACCGUUUGCCAACAUGAUUUGGGCGGCUACCUACGCUAUGGAAAGGCAGGACUGUAGGGCCAAGAAGGGCCUCUCCAGGGCACGCAUUCGGCCCAGGGACGCAGUCUUUGCCAAAAUGGUACGACUACCGUUGAAAUGGCUGCAACGAUUUCUGCAGGGAGAGCACGGAGGAUUGCGGCGAGUGCGCUUGAUCUGGGACAGGUUUGCCUUCCCACAGUGGUAUGUGCGCACAGAUGCUUCCACAUCCGGGCUGGGCGGCAUCCUCUUGGAUGCUAAGGGUAACCCAGUCCGGUGGUGGGCAUCAGAGAUCCCUGCCCAAGCCCUCGCUCACCUCGCAAUCACAGCCGGGGAGCCGGGUCUGAUGACGACCUACGAGCUCCUCGCCCUUCUUUUCUCAAUUAUUAUCUGGGCCCCCUUCCUACGCAAGUGUAGGUUGGGAAUGAUGGCUCAGUUAGAUUCGGAGUCUGCGCUGUUCGUAGCAGCAAAGCUGGCCUCACCGCACUCGAAGGCAAACCUGGUGGCCGCCGAGCUUGCACUGCGCACCGAGCAGCUAGGAAUCGAAUCCAUUCUAGGUCAGCAUUGGGCCAAUACCAUCAACAUUGAGGCCGACGCACUGUCCCGUCUGGCGGAAGGGAAGCAGAUACCAAAGCGGUUGCUGCCCCUUCCCCGCGAUUUUGUGCCAGAGGGGCCGCUCUUUCUCCUCUCCGAAGUCUUCAGUGACCCUCGGCUGGCACUUUGGCAAUGGCCGCGGGGGGUCGUUGGGUCACUUUAA